Molecule: messenger RNA, 786 nt
Organism: Didymodactylos carnosus
Lineage: Eukaryota; Metazoa; Rotifera; Eurotatoria; Philodinida; Philodinidae
Source: the annotation of a GenBank genome assembly
AUGUCAUCAACUUCGAACAUGAACAAGACAACAUUUGACAAUGAAAAUUCUAAUACCCAUGAAUUUCAGAAAGUAAAUCGUAAAAGAAAAUAUGAUAAGGUCGAUAUGGAAAUAAUGAAUGAAGAACAAACAGAAACGACGACAACAACAGAUAUUGAUAUGGAAACCACAAAAUCUUCUUCAACUAUAUUACCAACAGCACCAUUUCCUCAAAUUGAUCCUUCACAACUGACUGAUAAAGAACAUGCAUUUCGAAAAAUUUUGAUUCCAUCUCAUCGUUAUACACCAUUGAAAGAGAAUUGGAUGAAAAUUUAUACGCCAAUUGUUGAAUAUCUCCAUUUACAGAUACGUUUUAAUUUAAGAACAAGAAGUGUAGAGAUAAAAACGUGUGAUGAAACAACUGAUAUACAAUCGUUACAAAAAGCAGCUGAUUUUGUUAAAGCAUUUGCGCUCGGAUUUGAAGUUGAUGAUGCACUUGCACUCAUCAGAUUAGACGAUCUAUUUCUUGAAUCAUUCGAAAUAAACGAUGUUAAACCAUUGAAAGGCGAUCAUUUGUCUCGUGCAAUUGGUCGUAUAGCUGGUAAAAAUGGAAGAACGAAAUUUGCAAUUGAAAACGCCACAAGAUGUAGAAUUGUUUUGGCUGAUGACAAAAUUCAUAUUCUCGGCUCAUAUCAAAAUAUUCGAAAUGCGCGAACAUCCAUAUGUAAUCUUAUUCUAGGCUCUCCGCCAUCAAAAGUUUACGGAAAACUAAGAACAGUUGCAGCAAGAACGGCAGAAAGUUUUUAA